Messenger RNA from Mauremys mutica (yellowpond turtle), 3658 nucleotides. It is a transcript of the gene MPPED1, whose product is annotated as metallophosphoesterase domain containing 1. The record is from RefSeq and is a predicted model, not a curated record. Gene Ontology annotation, molecular function: hydrolase activity. Bases 333 to 1241 code for a protein of 302 amino acids. The transcript is spliced from 8 exons. NCBI's taxonomy places the organism in Eukaryota, Metazoa, Chordata, Testudines, Geoemydidae.
GGAGGGAAAGCAGCUGCAAUCCUCUCGGCUCCCCUUCCCCUGCCUCAGCGCGGCUCUGCCGCUGCCUGGCUCCUGCCGGGCUGGUGGAAGGGGCUGGCUGAAGGGUGACCAUCAGGCUGAGUGUCUCUGGCUAGCAUCCAUGCAGGCUGGCUUAGUGCUGUGAUUCAUAGGUUCUCCCAUGUGUGAGGACACUGGAUCUUCACUUAUGAAAACCCUUCUACAGUUUCAGAAGGGGAGCACGUUGAUGAGGUAAGGAGACGACAUGGUCUUCUGUCGAUGUAGAAAGAUAGCACAGAUGAUUGUCUGAAAAAGCUGUACUACACAGCGCAAGCAUGGCUUUCGCCCAGUCGCAUAUUAUGGCCGCUAGAAGGCAUCAACACAGUAGACUCAUAAUAGAAGUGGAUGAGUACAGCUCAAACCCCACACAGGCGUUCACGUUCUACAACAUUAACCAGGGACGCUUUCAGCCCCCACAUGUGCAAAUGGUGGAUCCUGUGCCCCAUGAUGCCCCCAAACCUCCAGGAUAUACCCGAUUUGUCUGUAUUUCUGACACUCAUUCAAGAACUGAUCCAGUCCAAAUGCCCUAUGGAGAUGUUUUAAUACAUGCUGGUGACUUCACUGAACUGGGACUUCCUAGUGAAGUUAAAAAAUUCAAUGAAUGGUUAGGUAGCCUGCCAUAUGAAUACAAGAUUGUGAUAGCAGGAAAUCAUGAAUUGACCUUUGACCAAGAGUUCAUGGCAGACUUAAUCAAGCAGGACUUUUACUAUUUUCCUUCUGUGUCUAAGCUGAAACCAGAGAGCUAUGAAAAUGUGCAGUCUCUUCUAACAAAUUGCAUCUAUCUUCAAGACUCUGAAGUGACGGUGAGGGGGUUCAGAAUAUAUGGCUCUCCUUGGCAACCUUGGUUUUAUGGCUGGGGCUUUAAUCUUCCACGAGGCCAAGCACUAUUAGAGAAAUGGAACCUUAUUCCAGAUGGAGUAGAUAUUCUUAUAACACAUGGACCACCUCUUGGUUUUCUAGACUGGGUUCCUAAGAAAAUGCAGAGGGUAGGAUGUGUUGAGCUGCUGAACACAGUCCAGAGACGAAUACAGCCACGACUUCAUGUUUUCGGACAUAUCCAUGAAGGCUAUGGGGUAAUGGCUGAUGGAACUACUACCUAUGUGAAUGCAUCAGUGUGCACCGUGAAUUACCAGCCUCUCAAUCCACCUAUAGUUAUUGACUUACCUACUCCAAGGAACACAUGAUUGUUAUAGGAAUUUAAUGAUGUACCCAUCACACAAGCAAGUUUCUAUUGCUGGCUAAGAAACAUGAUAAAGAACUGUUCAAUGAAGAAGCAAAGACCCUUUAUUUUUUUUUCUUUUAAUUCUUCACAACCAAAUUUGAGUGAUGAAAAUAAAUGGGAAGCAAAGACAUUUUAGUGCCAGUAUCUGCCAGAAGCCGAUUAAAGACUUUAAAAUUUCAGCAUUAAAAUACUUGUGAAUACACAAAAGUGAAUGCAUUCCACGUAUAUCUCGAGUAGGGAAUUGGUUGGGUUUUUUUAUCUCUACCAUAUAUUGAACUUAUUAAAAGUCUUUUCAAAGGCUUGUGUCUUAAAGAAUGUUUAUAGUUUAAACGUGAAUGUUUAGACUAGGAUGUAACCAUUUAAAACAUUUUCCAAUGAGUAUUUGGUAAAAUCAAAUCAUGUUGAUAUUUUUGCUGAAUAAUAUGGCAAAUAUGAAAAUAGUAUACACAAGUACUGUAUUGAACCAGUUAAAAGAAGACAGUUAUUAUUGCAAAUCCUUCUGAAGUCUGUGCCCUUGCAUGCUUUCAAAGCCAGUGCAGGAGAAGGUCCUAAUCGCUGUUCUGUAAUGCAGUUGCAACACAUCUGGCAUUACAGAUGGAAGGGGAAACGGUGCAUACUGCCAGUGUGUGGUAAACAGCUGAAUGUUCUAGAAGGGAGAUGGUAUUAAAUGAGUACAAACUCAGGCAUUUGUAAGCUCUGAAAAAUGUCAUUUCCCUUUUUUUCUUUAAAAAGUUCCGUGAGGUUUAAUAUGAGAGCUGAUCUGUGAUUGGAUUUAAAAUAAAAUAGGAAAGCUGUGCUGUUGAGUAGUGGUUUUAAAAGGUAGCCUAGCGGGACUAUCUGGUUUAAAGAACUGGUAAAGGGAUGGGCAGCCUAUCAUAAGGCCACUGCUUUGAAUCUGGCCCAGGUUGGGAAUGAUUAAAAGUCUGAGCUAAUUCAUCCCUGGGUUAAUAACACCCCUGACUUUGAUGGAGUUACCCCAAGGAUGAGUUUGGCUCUUUACCUUCUAAUAGCUGUUCAGCAGCAUGGGUGAAAUGAGUGGCGAGCUUAUGGCAGUUCCUCCAACACAGGUGUCCACAUCACAAGCCCCAUCAUUUGCCUCCUUGUGGACAGUCGUAGUAGAGACCAAGGACUAAAUGAGCCCAGGAGACUGAAGUCUUUUUUAACCCCUAUAUACAGCCCAUCCAGAUGUGAGAACUAGCAAUGCUCGUGCUCCGCGUCUAUGGAUUCACAGAGGAGUUGAGGCAGCAGAGUUUUCAUUCCAGCACUUCACACUAGCCCAAAAAUUCACUUUAAAAAGCAAACCAUGAAGUAUUUUAACCCCUCAGAUAGGCUCUAAAGGAAAAGGGGCCUCUGUCCUGACCUUACCCAAUUUCUCCAACUUCAAAGAAAGUAAAAGGAGACCUCUUGCCUUAACUGCAAUUAGCUGAGUAUGAUACUUUGGAUAUGGAUUUUCAGAAUUGUGGUACUAACAGGCUCUAUGUGUUAAAUAACCUUCACACACAUUAGGCAAAGCUCAUGGGUGAGGCAUUCAGACACCGAUGCUGGAGAAAAAAAAACCAUGCAUGUACCCAGUGCAUGUGCAGAGCCCACAUUUGCACACACAGAUCAUGUAAUUGUGCAUGUUAGUGCCCUUUUGCGCACACACUCGCUCAAUGUGAAGACAUCAAUGUGAGCUUUGCAUGUAGCAGCUGUAUGUACAGUAUUCGCAUGCACAACUAGGGCCGCUAUUUCUGAAAGCUUGAGCCUCAAAGUCAAAUCUGGGAGGGACACUAGGUUCAUUUCCAGCGCUUCAUAUGUGCAAAAACUCUUCCCCCACCUGGUGCUGGGAAGCAAUUAAGUUUGAGCCUAGUAACUUUAUCCAAACUGGUAUGCCCAAAAACAUGACAUGCCACAAAGCUCUAAUUUCUUGUAAGCUGCUCAGUGAAUUAGGACAUAACAUGCUUUGCUGCUCUUUGCUGAAACUAAAAAGCAAACAGUGGGUCCCUCCUGUAACCCUUUCUUAUGUGAAUGGUUUAUAUGCACAUGAGCCAUCUGCAGUAGAUUUACAUGGGACUAUUUUUGCAAGAACUGUUUGUGUAAGGGUUGUAGGAUCAGCCCACAUCAGCGAGGCUGGAAGUUAAUAGCCUAUUACCAAUUUCCACCAUCAAUGGGAAGAAAAACAAUAAUGUGUUGUUAGACUAAAAGUGUCUUAACCAGUCACAAUUCAAGUGUUUUAUGAAACAAGUGUGGCAGGAAACUGGCUGUAUGUUAAAGAAGUCUGAAAUGUUUACAUUCACUCUCAGCACUUGUUACUAAAAUGUUAAGGGGGGGGGGAGCUUUUAUUAGCUGCAACAAUAUUUCUAUGUCAACCAUAAAACAUGCUCUUAACAAAAAAAAAUU